Messenger RNA from Endocarpon pusillum Z07020, 1437 nucleotides. RefSeq lists its product as uncharacterized. The record is from RefSeq and is a predicted model, not a curated record. The coding region runs from base 1 to 1437 and encodes 478 amino acids. The transcript is spliced from 2 exons. Lineage: Eukaryota; Fungi; Ascomycota; Eurotiomycetes; Verrucariales; Verrucariaceae.
AUGCCUUCACGCACCGACAGGACUGCAUUUAUAAACCGAACGAGGUCAGCCUCAAGGAAAAAGACGACGCUAGCCGAUCACACAGAUGAGCAGGAGAGUGAUUGCGACGCUGUUCCGGCAGGCACAGAAAGGGGCCUUGUCGUGAAGGGUCCUGACAUCCUUGGAAACAUGUGGGAUAAGGCCGGUCGCGCUGGACGCGUGGAGGUGAUGAGAGAGGUAUUGUAUGACAUGAUCAGUGCUCUGCGGGCCCGUCAGAAAUACGAGGCGCCAAGACCCAGCCUCAUACCGCACGGUAUUGCACCGAGCUGUUUCCAAGGCGAGGUGGGUUUCUCCGGAUUGGCUGGCAGGUUCCAAGCUCUCAGAGAAGAAUUGGAAAUAAGUAACGCUGGUGAACAACUGUAUAGGUUGCGUAGGCGAGUCGCUCUUGCGCAGUUCUACAACGACUAUACCCAUGCCCAGGCUGAUCCGUACGCAUUUCUGUACCCAGAACGAAAUGAAGAGCUCUCACUUGAAUCUUUAAAACCGACUCGGAAGCGGAAGAGGACAUCAUGGUCCAAUGUGGCGAAGAGGCGCCGCGUUAGGCUUUCAACCUUGAUACAUAAUCGUGUUGUCGACCUGAUGUUCCCCGGACUGAUCCUGAGCGAUGAGAACAUCGACACCGAAGAAGGCAGGACCGAGGAAGACAGGGCCGAGCGAGCAGAAAAAGUGGCGAAGAGACAAGCUGCCAGCCAAAAAGUUCAGAAUUGGAGAGCAAAUGGCAAGCCAUGGUCUGCGCUGACCAGACGCUUCGAUUGGGGGAUUCUACUACUCCUUCCAACAGAUCUUUUGGACCAGAAUCUAAGAAUGAUGAAGGAGGCCACGUUGUCUUGCUUCUUCGAUGCCCUCGACUUCUUUUUCACGGAUUCCGGCCGUUUGUUGCCAAAUGCGACAGCACUCGUGCCGGCACUUUUAUCAGAGCAGCCUCCGUCUAAGAAACUGAGACUAGAGUACGAAUUACCGAGAUAUGGAAGAACUGACGAGGACAACCAUCAAUAUUUUGGUGAGUUGCUGGAGCCCUGUGAGAUAACUUCCUGCAGCAAUGAAGAGUUGCGGCAUUCAACUCCUCAUUCUCCUACGGAGCAAAUCGAUCGGCAAUUGCCUUGUUCAGAUCUCCGUCUUCGGCCGAACUCCGGCCGAGAGACGUCCCCACGUUGCAGCGCGGUGGUUUCUCCGCAUGUCGAAGCAAGCGAUUCAUCGAAAGUGAAGACCACUGUGAUCGUUGUUGAUAGCCUCCCUUCAAACGUCCAAGGACAGUCUGGAAAUUCUAUCCUCACUCGGAACAUCGCGUUUGGUGACAAGUUCGUGAGUCCACAUCACUUUGAGGACGCUUUAUAUGGUACUUCUAUAAAUACGCCGGAUACGAGCUUCAACCAUGACGUCGAAUUGGCGGACGUCUGA